UCCACGAAUGUGCCCAAGUACUCGGUUGAUCUUCCAUAAGCUUCGACGAGGGAACUAAUUGUCAAAUACUCUUAAAAAUUCUUCGAAUGCAGUUUAGUUGUUCUGUUACUGCGUCUGUGCUCCUGGACUGAUUCCCCACGCGAAUUUCAUCAUUUUUGUGAUUGUAAAUUGUAACAGUGGACAGUGACGGAGGAUGUGGCCCACAUGAUUUUUUUUCAUUGUAGUUUAAUGUAUAUCUCAAGGUGGACAUUGUGCAGUGUUAAUUAGCCGCGUAAUUUAGUGAGGAACUGCCGUCGUCAUCGAUGCUUCCUAUAACUCAGCUUCGUAAUAUUAAAAUGGGAUAAAAAUUAUUCCUCAUUAGCUUGGUAGCUGUACAAUUAACUGGAGCAAUUGUAUCUCCACUUGUUGCAAUUUAGAGGCUUUGUCGCGUCCCUCUGCACUCCAAUUGACGUAACAUCUAUUAAUAUCAAUCCUGGAUAUUUAACUUCCUUUCCAUAGUACCGAAACAUUUAUUACUAAUAUGAUUUCCCCUUCUUUCCCCAUUGGGCUAUUACUCAUCCGGUGUUUCCUGGGCGUUAUCUGAGUUCCCAGAAACAACAACAUUGAGGGAAAUCUCUCACCAAAACCCUCCACUGAAUUUCUGUGACCUUUCCCCUACCGACUACCCAAUGAAUUGGGACUUUUAACGUUUUAAUGAAUCAUUGAAAACUGCAGUGUACUCAGAUAAAAAAAACAGCUUCAAUAACUCGGUGUAUCAUUGUACAUGGAAGUGAUAAAAAUGGUGAAUAUGCUGUGAUAGAGUUCUCGGUAAUUGAGAAGAAAGAAAUCAAGAAAGAGAGGGGUGGAAAGCACAACGCUGCCUCGCUGGUACACAGCAUCAAAUGAUGCUAGUAGUUCUUUUAUGCGUCAUCAUGAAGAUAGCAGAGUUAUCCGUCGGACCUCUAAAUCCCUCGUUCCCUAGGGAACGACCGCCCUGUUGCGAUAAACCAAAACGCCGAUAUCGCAUCAAUGGACGUAAUGCAAACGUCAAAUACCGAUACAAUGGACGAAAAAGCAGUGGCAAGAGAAUAACAAUGAUGGAAGAUCCACAGACACCGGGCUCUGACUGCAAUUCAAAUCCAGCAGAUCCAAUCUCCCAGGAUCUCAUUGGCUCUGAAUUUAUCCAGGACAAUUCCGAUUAUCAGUGGUUCAUUGAUUAUGGCUACAGGGAUGGCGGCUUGCACGUGCAUCCAAGUGUUCUCUCUUCUCUCUCCAUGUCGUACACUCAAGAUGAUCUGGGCUACUACGAUGAUUUGGCACGAAAUCUGGAUGCCAAUCUUGCUGAAGUGGACAUGGAGAGCUUUCGCACUGCAGACAUACACACUCUCCUCACUGCUCUGCCGGUCAUGUGCACUGAUCCCGUCCAACAAUCAGAGUUCAACUACCAAAGGGAGCGUUAUGCCAGCAUUUCUGGCUCUGUCAUGGAAAAAAUUGACAUUGGCUCAUCCAUCAGUCCCCACUCCAGCAGCCAGGGAGAAGAUUCGGCGUGCUCGACGACCGAUACAAUCUCCAUAUGCAAAUCAUCAUUACUGUUCUCUCCUGUGAAAGAGACACCCGUGUUGCCUCCUGGGGGGAGCUACAGUGUCGACUCCUUGGAUUGUGAAGAUAUGCUCUUGACGUGUCAAACACAUAACAAAAAUAAUUACACAAUAGCUUUUGAGGGCAGUAUGACCAUGUACUCAGAUGCUUCUCAAGAUUUCGAGAGCCAAGAGAAAAGUCACAAGGCGUGUGAGCCACGCGAGGCUUUCUACAAUACAAAUAUCGAUCUGAAGAGUAUGAUGGAUCUGUCAAUGGCCUGUUCGGACUCGAAAAUUUACACAACAUGGAGUAAUUUGAAGCACUCGUCAGCUCAUAAAGUUAUGAUACGCCAUGGCUCUGGGAAUAAUAAUACGAUAGCAAACUUGUCACUUGCCACAACAGCUAUAAGUACAGCAGGAGGUACUGCGACUGCACCGGGAAUGGAUGGGGAUCUGUUGAACACGAAUAAAAGAAGUCACAGUUUACCGGACUUGAGGAGAGCACGAGAUGUAGAACACGUGAGUCUGUUGCCAUUGAACUUUUCAAUAGAUUCUGCUGAAUCUCAUCACCAGAAUCUCCAGAGCUCCAAUUCAGGACUGAUGAGUAGAUCAAUAAAUGAGAGCUCAACAAACAGCAAUACCUCGGGUAAAAAAAUUCAAAACAUGAGUCUUGUCAAAUUAUUCAUGAAACAAAAGAGCAUGAGUGCCGAAGGCAUGAGUCUGACCCUAGAUCAAUCCGAUUCGGCGAGUGACAAUGACUGGCCUACGAGUAAUAACAAUUGCAAUAGCCACAGCAGUAGUGGUGACACUAGUACCACCAAUACAAAUACCCAAAUUCAACGCAAGAACAUCAAUGACAAUAAGAGUAACAUUCCAGAGAAUGAUUUUGCCAUUAAUUGGUUGAAAACCGAUUGUUGUCACACGAGCAUUGGAGGAUCGAGUCAUGACACAAGUUCCUCAAAUAAUACCUCCAAACGUAUACCAUCGAUAAAAGAAUUCAAGGAGGAGUCACCGUCGGUCGAAGAAUUGUCUGAGAGCUUGUUGAAAUCGGAGGUAGACAUUGAUAAGAUUCAUUUGCACAUUGAUGAGAGACAAGCACCAACAUUAUUAAGAAAAACAACUGGUAUACAAACGAUAACAGAAGUAGAGGAGAAUGGAGUGCAGACCUCAUUACACUACCACCAAAUUCCAUCACCAAAGAAUAAUUUGCCAUAUUUACGUGAGACUCUAGUCGAUAAAAAACCAGUUUACGUUGUUUAUCCAAAUUAUACACUACCCGAUCUGUCAUUUCUCAAAGCCAAAGAAUCUCAGUUGGACAAUAUCAUUUCGCUGAAACCCCAUGAGAGACUAGGAUUGAGGAAGAACGGAAGAAAUAGUCGUCCAUUCUCAUGCAAUGACCUAGAGGCUCUCAAGCAGCGAGGCUUUUCUCAUAUCAAAGAUUGGGAGUCACUGACAUUCCUUCUCCCCUCGGAAUAUAGAAAAAUUCUUCAUGAUGUGCCUGACAUACCGAGGCACGUCAAACUCGGAGAGGAAACGAGAAAGCCCUUAUUUUGCUUAUCGCCACCAAUGCGUCAUCGCAUGAGGAUUAAUAACGAUAUCCCUACGACAACUGUAUCUUCAAGCAGCAGUACUGCUACCCAACCCUCCUCGGGUUACCGGGGAUCUUCAACAAUUUUGACUGAUUCUUCAUUGAACCAACAGGGCGGAGGGAGCACCAAUCCUCUGUAUUUAUACCGCUAUGACAGUAUGAGUUCGGAGAAUAGCCUCAUCAACCAGGACAGAAAAAACUCUUUCCACCAGCCGGUACUCUCAAAACGCUCAGUCUCUCUGCCACAGGGCGAUGAUAAAGAGCUCAAUUCCACCGGUAGAGUGCCUCCAAGGCCACCACUACCACGCAGUAUCCUGAGAAAAACAACUUCAAAUUCUAAUAAACGUUACAGCAUGUUCGAGAUGUGUGGAGUCGAGGAAACUGAGAGCAGACAAUCGUCCACUGAGUCCAAUAAGAGAAUGUCACUGCAAGAACCCUAUUACAUUAAUAAUGAUCACCAACUGUUGCGGCAUGGGAGGAUCAUAGACUCUGACAAGGAUGUUGAUGAAGUUGAGGAAAGAAGAUACGCCGAGAGGAUUAAAGAGGCUGCUGCUGCUGCUGCUGCUACUACUGCUAAUUUAAUUGUUUCAGAAAACGAAUUACCGCAUAUCGAUGGUGAGUGCAGGCGACAGGACGACAUUAAGCAGUUGGAGGAGUUUCUCAGACGAAGUGGAUUUUCGUCGAACAGUAGUGACGACGGUAGUGAAGACUCUGAUAUUAAAUUGAGAUCGUACGUGAGAAAAUUUUUGUCACUGAAGAUGAACAAGGAUAUUGCCAAGGGUGCAGAGAUGCUCGAGUCCCAGAAGAAGACGGUGAGCUUUGCUGUUCACCAGCGUAAAUCAUAUCUAGAUGUGAAAGGAGAGCAAACCAAUAAUGGACUUGGUAAUGACAAAGAGAAUAAUACUCGUAGUGCAUUGCCACUGGAUUCUCCGGAUGGCCAGCCCAUCGACCUGAAUGACAAAGUUAAAUUUAUAAAUUGCGUCAGUAGAUCAGUAGAUUUAUUGAUCAGAUAUUGGCAGUCUGAUCCGAAGGACGACUAUGAGAAGAAUAAUGAGUGUGCUCAGCUCUGUCUCAGUAAUCUGUGCCCAACUCUCUAUGCCAUGAUGACAGAUGGACUGAAGCCACAUUUGAAUUCGACAUUUGGGCCGAUUAGUAACAGUGUAUGGCAGGUUGUUGAAGCCUCCUCCCAGCAGGGCCCAUUGACAAACACUCUCAACGAUCUUGUUCAAAGAAUUAACAGUGAGGACUUCAUGACCGAGGGCAUGCUUAAAUUUCAUGCUUUCGUAUUUGGUUUGUUAAAUUUACGUGCCCUAGAUGCAUGGUUCGCAUAUUUAUGCACGAGGGAAUCCAUUCUGCGAAAGCACUACAGUACCAACAGUUUAUUUGUAGCAGCUCUGGGAUGUGCUGAUUCUCGAGAAAUCAUUGACAAUUUUCUCAGCCUUCUACAGCCACUGGCCUUUUGUCCGUUUGAGCUGGACCUUUUGUACCAAUACCGCCAGCUCCACAAUAGUUUUGGAAAUAUGAAUGGCGUUUUAAGGACUAGCGACUCAUCUAAGGAACACCAUUUCGAAAAGAACCUUGAGUAUGUAAAUCCAAGAUGUAUGAGUCCAAAGAAAAUGCGGCCCCGUUCCUGUGGAUCGUACGAUGAUAAUGGAAAAAUUGAUCCUGAGAGCAUGGUGAAGAAACGUUGGAGUAAUCUCAUCAAGACCACCAAACUACCGCUGGACGACUCGGAGGAUUAUACAGACAGUCUCGAACACUCACCCCUGUUGAAUCGAGGAAAUCGCAGCAGACAUGUAAGAACAACACCAACACCAGAUUUAAAAGCUCACAAUAAUGAUAACCAUGACGAUGACGAGGCUAAUAAUUCAAUUCCCGGUGAAUUGAAAUUCCGUAAACUCCAGGAGAAGUGGGAGCUCAUGGUUGGCAAAGAGGAAGUUAAAGAAUCGCCCUUGCCAACGCGCUCAUUCUCGCCAAAUCAAACGCCCACCAGUGUUGGUAAAUCAAAAAUUCCACGGCUGCUCACCUCCCCCAUCAAACAACCCACGAAUGCAUUGCCAGCGGUGAAUUCCAAAAAUAAAUCUCCCGUGAGUGGAAUUCCGACAUUCAAAAAAUCAAUACCCACGAGUAAACAUCUUCCCAAGAAACAUCCAGACGUCAAAUGCAAGGAGUUGCCACGGAGAACGAGUCGGGUUGAUCAGGAGCAUGUGGCUCCAACGGCGAGACCGUAUUUAACAAGACCCAGUUCGUUACCUUACAAAUCUCAUGGCAUAACUGCCAAAGAGAAGAAUUUAAUUUCACCGCAGAGACGAGCUGCAUCUACCUCCUUGCCAAGAGCAAGCAACACACCAGCAGCCCUCAAGACGAAUCCUCCAUUGAAGAAACCUCUCAAAGAGGUUCGAACGUUGUCGCACCGAUUGCCAUCUGACAAUGGCCACUUGUCAUUCAACGAAGGUGACAGAUUAAAAGUUAUACUGGAAGUUGAUAAUAAAUGGCUACUGUGUGCUAAAGGCGAUCGCAAGGGCCUUGUACCACGUUCUUGCGUCCAACCCUAUCAAACUUAACAUAUGGCCAGUCGUUCGGCACACUAACAACUUUCGUCACUGGAUAAAACGGAGAGAAAUUAACAAAUUGUGUACAGUGUAUAAAGAACAAAAAUAUUUUAAAAGCGUUUGGUAAUAUAACGGCAAAUUCAGCUUAGUGGUAUGAAAGUCAUUACCCAUUUUAAUCAAUUUGCCGCUUCUUUUUAUAAUGCUUGAUAAUUUUUUUUACUUUUCUUUUGCUAGUGUCAGCGUCAUCCCUGCUGAAUAAGUUGGGAUAAUCCCUAGUCAUUCUAUCCGAAAGAACACAAAUAUAUAUGGCAAUAUAUUUAAUUAUUCGUAAUGAUGGAGACGAGAGAGAGAGAGAGAGAAGAAGAAUAUAAUUCUGAUGAAUUAGUACAUAAUUUCAUUGUCUUUUGUCUAUAUUUUUUAAUAGUUGGAGUCUCGAGAGUCAAAUGAAAAUCACGUCAUUAAAAAAUUAUAAUUUAUAUGUAUCAUAUUAUCAUAACUUUAACUGUGAUCAUAGCAAGUAGACUCAUAAGUUCACGAACAAUAAUGGAUGAUUUUUCGGUUUAUAGCUUUGUUAAUUGUUUUGAAUGUUUAACAUCAAUAUUCUAUGUAAAAGUGUAGAAUAUUUGCGUUCUUUUUUUAAUUCUUUUUAUCUUCCAAUGUAUAAGUUUACAUUAUUGAAAUGUCCCCAAGGCAUGCGUUAUUUCUGUUCUCGUUCUUUAGUACACAUGAUUUUGCUUACUCUGUCAGACUGUGGAGCCUCCUUGAAUUGGAAAAGAAACAAAUUAUUGUAGUUAUAUUGCUAACAUUUAUUGCUGUAUGUACAGUCCAUGUGUGCCGCAGACUAAAGAGAAAAAUUUAGAGACGUCAGUGCAACUAUGAUUUGCCAAAUGAGGAAGAAAUCAUAACAGAGUUGAAAUUCAUACGGAUUUAUAAAUGAUAACAAUGCAGAAAGGGUAGUUUGUAUAUAUUCUACAUAUUAAAUGUACAAGUAUCUGACUUUGGCUUUACUGAACGAAAAUCAUUAAAUGUUGUACUCAUUACGUACUAAACUAAUGAUAAUUAUACUGUGUUUUGCGCCGGAAAAUUUGAAAUGAAUAAGCAACAAUGUACGUGAAGCUGGUAUAAAAAUACACACAAAUUGAAAUUUUAGUAACAACGCUCGGAAUUUGAAGAAACCCAUGAGUAUGUAUACAUUUACAUAAAUAAAAUGAUGAUAUUCACGAUGGAAAGAUCUUUCGUCUGUUUUAUAAAUAAUAAAUUAUCACUAUUUGAAAAUGUUAA
Messenger RNA from Diachasma alloeum, 6977 nucleotides. RefSeq lists its product as uncharacterized. The transcript is spliced from 6 exons. Gene Ontology annotation, cellular component: cytoplasmic vesicle. Gene Ontology annotation, molecular function: protein binding. The record is from RefSeq and is a predicted model, not a curated record. Bases 882 to 5708 code for a protein of 1608 amino acids. Lineage: Eukaryota; Metazoa; Arthropoda; Insecta; Hymenoptera; Braconidae.